Molecule: messenger RNA, 526 nt
Organism: Pseudo-nitzschia multistriata
Lineage: Eukaryota; Bacillariophyta; Bacillariophyceae; Bacillariales; Bacillariaceae
Source: the annotation of a GenBank genome assembly
AUACAGGUAUUGCGGGUCGUUUGUACCCGAAGCGACGAAGUAGGACUGUUGCAACACGAGCAGUAAAGAGAGGAGUCCGGCGGUUUACCUUAUUGUGGGAUUUUGUCCGAAAGAAUCCAUAGUAGCACGUCCACAUUGUAUUGGACAGAACAACAAACGAUGAUUUCUUCUCUUGUCAAGGCCGGAAUGCGGGCCAUCACUCCGAGGUCCAAGAAAAACGAUGGGGCUUCGGACUCCGGAUCGCCAACGGAGAGAAAAGAUCAAUCCCCAGCACAAAACGCGAACGGCAACGACGUGAACGGCAUUGUCGUCAACAUUKCCUCCAAGAACGGUGCCGUGACGUCUUUGACGACCCCCAAGGGAAUGGCGGCGGGAUCUUGUUCCCAGGCCACCAUCCCGACGCCCUCUACCGCGUCGACGGUGGACAUCACUGCAAACAACACAACAUUCAACACGACAAUGGAUUCGGGUGCGCAGCCAUCGAAAGAUCUCUGCAGGAGCCUUCUUGCCGAUUCAAGCAUGGAUG